UAAAAAAAAAGCUGUAAAAAUGUAUUAGGUUUUGAGCUUAAUUAUUUUAUCUACUUUUGCUAUUAGAUUUUUCAUAAUCUUCACAGAUCACUAUUGUCCCAUUCACUUGAUAAUAUUUUUGACUGAAGUAGGUGGUUCUCUGGUGCUCAGCUGUUCAGUGAUGUUUCAAACACCCUUCUUUGUGUGAGUUCGUUGUUUCUAAUCAAGAUUUUAGGUUUUGUUGAACCAGCUCACACAAAGAAAACGUGUUUAUCUUAAACCUGAUUCACAGUACACCUCUAUGAGUACACUUUCUGCUAGAUUGUCAUAAUCUAAAUCCUCUGAAGCCACAUCAGUGUUCACUUUCUUGCCUUUGUAUUGUGCUUUGAUGUUGUGGGGAGAGCUGGGAGUCUGUCAAAGGAAGUGAUUAUUGGACUGCACUUCUGAGUCAUUAUUACUCAACUUUCACCCAUAAGUAACCACAGGCAUCACAUCGGUUAGAUUUUGGCAAAAAAAAUAACCUCCCUUACAUGGGAGUUUCCUCACAGGCUGUUAGAGGCAACAACAGAAUCAGGGAAGCUCUCAUUUUAUAUGAUAUGUUAGAAUCUGUAGUAAAAUCCUUAAUAACACAAGAAAAUGGGUCUUUUUAAUCACAAUGUUAUUCCGAAUGAAUUGCUGAAGUGGAACAUCUUUGAAUGGCAGAAAUGUACACAUAUAGGGAAAUGUUACUUGCUAUUUGUCUUCCUCUUUCGAUGUGGACAUAAAUCACAUGACAGCUUCAUUUUGUCACCAAUGCGUUAAAACUGACCAUCAGCAGCAGACACAGCCAGAGGAAUUACAGCUGCUGGGGGAAGAAAGCCGGGAACACUGAAACGGAGGAAGGCCGGGGUACAUCUGAACCUGCUGCUCAGGAAGCAAAAUGACUGAAAAAGAUCUCUCCUGUCCUAUCUGCUACGACAUCUACAGAGACCCUGUCGUCCUCUCAUGCAGCCACAGCUUUUGUAAAGACUGUCUGCAGCUGUGGUGGAGAGAGAUAAAAAUAAAAUCCUGCCCAAUAUGCAAGACGAUUCCUUUACUGAACGAUCCGCCCUGUAACUUGGUGUUAAAGAACCUCUGUGAGGCCUUCUUAAUGAAGAGAGUUCAAAAACCUUCACAGUCGGAGUCUCUCUGCAGUCUGCACCAUGAGAAACUCAAACUCUUCUGCCUGCACGAUCAACAGCCAGCAUGUCUCAUCUGUCGAGAUUCAAAGGUGCACAACAGUCACGGAUUCAGACCCAUUGAUGAAGCAGCACAGGAUUACAGGAAGGAGCUCCAGGAAUUAUUGAAGCCCUUACAGAAGAAACUGGAACUAUUUGAACAGGUUAAAGAAAAUUACAGUCAGACAGCACUCCAAAGUAAGAUCCAGGCCUUUUACACAGAAUGGCAGAUUAAAAAGCAGUUUAAGAAACUUCACACGUUUCUAAAAAAGGAAGAGGAGGCCAGGCUGGCUGCUCUGCGGGCCGAGAAGAAGCAGAAAUGCAAGAUAAUAAAGGAAAAGAUUGGGGCCCUGAGCAGAGAGAUAGAAACUCUUUCAGAAACAAUCAGAGCCACACAGGAGGAACUGAGAGCUGAAGAUGUCUCAUUUCUGCACAACUACAAUGCUGCACUGAAAAGAAUCCAGCAGCGCCCCCUGCUGGAGGAUCCACAGCUGGUUUCUGGAGCUCUGAUAGAUGUGGCCAAACACCUGGGCAACCUGACCUACAACAUCUGGAACAGAAUGGGGGAGAUGGUCUCCUACACUCCGGUGAUUCUGGAUCCAAACUCAGCUCAUCCACAACUCAUCCUGUCUGAAGAUCUGACCAGUGUGAGUGUGGGACUGAGAAAGCAGCUUCCUGACAACCCAGAGAGGAUAGAAAACUAUUUUGUCAUCCUGGGCUCUGAGGGCUUCGACUCGGGGAUUAACAGCUGGGACGUUGAGGUUAGAAAUGAUGGAGUCUGGUGUCUCGGUGUACUAAAGGAGUCUGUUCAAAGAAAGGGACAUAUACACACUGGAUACUGGGAACUCUGUCACCAGGAUGGAAAAUACACAGCAUCCGCUCCACCGCUUCCAGAUAAAGUUCUCUCAGUGAAGAAGCUCCAAAGACUCCGAGUUCAGCUGGACUGGGACAGGAGGAAGCUCUCGUUUUUUGAUCUGGACACCAACUCACACAUACACACCUUCAAACACACUUUCACUGAGAAGCUUUUUCCAUACAUUGGCACCAAGACUCUGCCGGUGAAAAUAUUACCAGUGAUGGUCAGUGUAGAAAAACACAGGGUUCCAUUAUCAGUGAAGUUUUCGCCUCUUUCUAAACUCGGUCUGAUUUAAUCAAAGCAACUGAGAAAUAAACGUUCUUAUAAUGAAACAAAGCAAUCUUGUACUCAGUCUCCUGGAAGUCUCCAGUGUUACUGUAAUAAUUUGUAUUAUCACAAAGUCUUUACUUUACAAUGUUUCUGAGGUGACUGUGUUUGUGAUUUGGUGCUGUAUAAAUAAAAAUUUAAUUGAA
Messenger RNA from Haplochromis burtoni (Burton's mouthbrooder), 2504 nucleotides. Its product is annotated as zinc-binding protein A33. The record is from RefSeq and is a predicted model, not a curated record. The coding region runs from base 899 to 2326 and encodes 475 amino acids. Lineage: Eukaryota; Metazoa; Chordata; Actinopteri; Cichliformes; Cichlidae. Gene Ontology annotation, molecular function: protein binding; zinc ion binding. The transcript is spliced from 2 exons.